Messenger RNA from Brachypodium distachyon (stiff brome), 1711 nucleotides. RefSeq names its product serine-threonine kinase receptor-associated protein. The record is from RefSeq and is a predicted model, not a curated record. NCBI's taxonomy places the organism in Eukaryota, Viridiplantae, Streptophyta, Magnoliopsida, Poales, Poaceae. Gene Ontology annotation, cellular component: SMN complex. The transcript is spliced from 7 exons. Gene Ontology annotation, biological process: spliceosomal snRNP assembly. Gene Ontology annotation, molecular function: protein binding; RNA binding. Bases 291 to 1313 code for a protein of 340 amino acids.
CUCCGCCUUCCUUCCCCCUUCCCCUCCCCACUCAUCGCCUAGUUCCCCCCUAGGCUCCCUUCCACCCCAAAUUGUUGUUUGUAUCCAAUAAAAUUCCUGUACAAAUCAAACCCCAGGGAUCCGGAUCAAUCGAUCCCUCGCCGAUCCGCGCGAUUUUAUCCUGAAUUUUUCGUGAUUUUUUCCGAUCGGGGCUAGGGUUAGGGCAUCAGGGAGGACGCCGCAUUUUAGGUCAUCGCCGGAGUCGACGGGCUAGGUUACCAGGGGAAGCGAGCCCAAGGGGAGGAGGAGAAAUGGAGAAGAAGAAAGCGACGGUGUCGAAGGUGUGCCACGGCCAUUCGCGGCCGGUCGUCGACCUGUUCUACAGCCCCGUCACGCCCGACGGCUACUUCCUCAUCAGCGCCAGCAAGGACUCAAAUCCUAUGCUUCGUAAUGGUGAUACUGGAGAUUGGAUUGGGACUUUUGAAGGUCAUAAAGGGGCAGUUUGGAGCUGUUGUCUAGACACAAAUGCGCUACGUGCUGCCUCUGGUUCUGCAGACUUCUCAGCCAAAAUCUGGGAUGCACUAACAGGUGAUGAGCUGCAUUCAUUUGAACACAAGCAUAUAGUCCGUGCAUGUGCCUUUUCUGAGAAUACACAACUUUUGCUCACUGGAGGCGUGGAAAAGAUUUUGCGUGUGUAUGAUAUGAAUCGUCCAGAUGCGGCUCCAAGGGAACUUGACAAAGCACCUGGUUCUGUGCGAACUGUUGCUUGGCUUCAUAGUGACCAAUCUAUUCUAAGUUCCUGCACCGACAUGGGAGGAGUAAGGUUAUGGGAUGUGAGAAGUGGAAAAAUUGUCCAAACUCUUGAAACCAAGGCACCUGUCACCAGUGCUGAAGUAAGCCAGGACGGCAGGUUCAUCACUACAGCUGAUGGUUCAAGUGUUAAAUUUUGGGACGCCAAUCAUUUUGGGCUUGUUAAAAGCUAUGAUAUGCCUUGCACUGUGGAGUCAGCUUCACUUGAACCUAAGUCUGGGAGUAAAUUCAUCACUGGGGGAGAAGAUAUGUGGGUCCAUGUUUUCGAUUUUUUCACUGGUGAAGAAAUUGCUUGUAACAAAGGGCAUCAUGGUCCUGUCCACUGUGUCCGGUUCGCACCUGUUGGGGAAUCAUAUGCAUCCGGAUCAGAAGACGGCACCAUCCGGAUCUGGCCCCUGAACCCAGCUAAUGCUGAUGACAGUGAGGCGCCCAAUGCAAAUGGUAAACCGAAAGAUUCAGUAAAUGAGGUUGCGCGUAAGGUCGAAGGCUUCCACAUUUCCAAGGAGGGUCAGACCGAGGCUUAGGAUUACAUGACACCAAAACUUGCAGUGCUUAGUGCUUAUUGGGAGAUCGCUGCCAAAGCCCUGAUCUUCUGAUGUCACCCUCAAGUCCGUCGCUGAAGCCUCUCCUUAACCAAGGGUGGCUUGUAUCUCCCAUCUCUGAGGCGAAAUGGUGUCCUGCGUUUCAUUAACGAUGAAUUUCUGUACGGGGCCCUUUUCAGUAGACUGUUAAGAUAGCAUCUAAAGAGUCAAUAAGCCAUGGGGAAAGUAAGUGAACAGAUAGUGUCGUGCUUGCAUUCACGAGAAGUGAAAUUUUCUGUAUUGCAGCUAGUGGUCGUCGUACAAAUGUGAAUUGUGUUAACUCGUUUUUGCUCACUGUUCAACGACGAUGAUUGAACCGUAAUAUUUUUUGUGGUUUGCAA